This is a messenger RNA of Gavialis gangeticus (Gharial), 1063 nucleotides long. RefSeq names its product leukocyte receptor cluster member 1 (gene LENG1). The record is from RefSeq and is a predicted model, not a curated record. Lineage: Eukaryota; Metazoa; Chordata; Crocodylia; Gavialidae. The coding region runs from base 66 to 887 and encodes 273 amino acids. The transcript has 5 exons.
AGUCAGUAAGCGGACUCGUGACCCAGAAGCGGAAGUGGGGAGAGAAACCUGGCUGCGGCACAGCCAUGAAUAUCCUCCCCAAGAAGUCGUGGCACGUGCGAAACAAAGACAAUGUGGCCCGGGUGCGGCGGGACGAGGCCCAGGCUGAGGAUGAGCGUCGGAGGCGGGAGGCUCGGGCCUUGCUGGCUGAGCAGGAGGCACGGACCAAGUUCCUGAGAAAGAAGGCACGGCUCUUGGCCCUGCCGGAGCCCAAUGGCAGGUUGGAGCUGGCCCUCUGCAGUGAGCAGCCACACCACAUUGACCUCUUCCGGGACCUGGAGGAUGGCAAGGGCAGCAAACCAGGGAACAAGGAGUAUGAGGAGGAGAAGCGCAAGGAGAAGGAGCACCAGGAGAAGGCCAUCGGGCUGCUGACAUAUCUGGGACAGAGUGCAGCCGAGGCCCAGACCAACCCACCCUGGUACCAGGAGGCCCCAGACCGCAGCAAGGAGGCAGCUGACAUGGUCAGGGAUGAGAAGCUGAAAGGGAAGCUGGACCCCCUCAGGGAGAUGAAAAAGUACCUACGGAAGAAAGGGGAACAAAAGAAACACAAGAAAGAAAAGGAGAGGCACAAGGAGAAGGACAGGCGCAAAGAGGAAAGGAAGGGAGUGGGGACUUCUGGCCCCACUUCCCUGGAGGAGCUGAGGCAGGAGCGGCUGCAGCGAGAGAAAGCAGAGCAAGCCAAGGCAGAAGCCCUGCUGGCGGGGAUGCGGGGAGGGUCAGCCAGCUGCAGGGAGGAAGAGAUGGAUGACAGGAGACGCUGCUACAAUUCCCAGUUCAACCCACAGCUGGCCCGGAAACCCCGGGGCCAGGAAGAGGAGCAGUGCAGAAUGGGUGCUUUGGAGCUCUAGACAUAGAACUGCCUGAAUAGGCACUAUAGCAGGCCCAGGGUUCUGAGGACAGAGAAUGAGGCGGCUCUGGCUCUUUGAACCACAAGGAUGUUUCUGUUCCAAGGACACAGGAUGUCCUUUUUGUUACACCUCCCCUUAGCAAUGCCCCUUGGACUGACCUGGACUGGCAAGGGGGC